Messenger RNA from Cajanus cajan (pigeon pea), 1477 nucleotides. RefSeq lists its product as uncharacterized. Gene Ontology annotation, cellular component: chloroplast envelope. The record is from RefSeq and is a predicted model, not a curated record. Lineage: Eukaryota; Viridiplantae; Streptophyta; Magnoliopsida; Fabales; Fabaceae.
UGGUGUUGAAAGAAAGAAAAAGGUUGGGAGUGUGAGCAGUGAGCAGUGAUAUGGGGAUGGGGCGCUGCACAUACUCAACUCUCUAGCUCUCUAGUCCUGGAAGCUAUCGUCAUUGGUCACCUAAGCUCAGAAAUAUAUCUACUUGUUUAUUCUAUAAUCAAUGUUGCUUCUUUUUCCACACUAACACACUUGCACUUGCAACAAUGAUACUCACUUGUCAACACCACCCUUUCCCACACUCGCUUUCUUCAACCCACGCACUCUGCGCCACAAAUAGAAUCUGCAACCUCUCUCUCUCCUUCUCCCUCGCAACCUCAACCUCGCGCCCGCUCCACCUCACUCUCGCCGCUCACCGCUUCAAUUCCCUCACAGUCCGCGCCGACUCCUUCCACCUCCCAUCCCAACAACAUGUCGCCGCCGAUUCCAAUUUCGACUCUCUCCUUUCGCUCCUCGAAAUCUCCUGCCUCCUCUCUUCCGCCCUCGUCUCCGCCGCCGCCCUCGCCUUCGCCGCUUCCAAGAAGGACCUCCUCGCGGGGAUCGCCGCCAGAGGCGCUCCGCUCGGCGUCGCGAUGCUUGUUUUCGGGGUUUCGGUCGGCGCCUGGAUUCGGAGGCGCCAGUGGAGGCGCGUGUGCGUGGAGACGGGGAGGGGUGGGACGGAGGUGAACUUGCUCGAGAGGAUUGAGAAGUUGGAGGAGGAUUUGAGGAGUUCCGCGACGGUUGUUAGGGUUUUGUCGAGACAGCUCGAGAAAUUGGGGGUUAGGUUUAGGGUUACGAGGAAGGGUUUGAAGGAUCCCAUAGCUGAGACUGCAGCUCUGGCGCAGAAGAAUUCUGAGGCUGCUAGAGCAUUAGCAGUGCAAUCAGACAUUUUGGAGAAGGAACUUGGUGAAAUUCAACAGGUUUUACUAGCAAUGCAGGAACAACAGCGAAAACAACUUGACCUGAUUCUUGCAAUUGGGAAGGCGGGUAAGCUAUGGGAAAGCAAGCAUGAAACCAGUGAACAACAAGAUACAUUAGAAAUGUCUAACUCAGCUGAGGAUGAGGUAAAAUCGAAGGUGCACCAAAUAUGAAGAUUGGGUUAAAAUAAAAGGAAAUUCCCAAAUUUUCGGAGUGGCAACACGUGGAGCAGUAUUCUUUGUUUUUUGCUGUGUACACUGAAUCAACGAUUGUUACACAAAAUCAAAGUUACCAGAAUUUUAUCAGCACAUAAAUAAUGAUUGUUUUUUUUUCCAGAGUAUCUCAAAUUUGCUGUGGAUACAGUACAGGUUAGAAGAGAUUACGCGAGAGUCAAGACAAGCUACUGUGGGAGAAUUUGUUGAACUAUGUCCAGUAGUUCUGUAGUAAAAUUUCAGGAACUUAUCUGUUGGUUCUUUGUGCUUGUGCAUGUAUUUUCAUUUCAAGUUUAUAAGCUGUUCUUCAUCAAUUUGCUUUCUUCAUGCUUAUGUUGGUGGGUUAAGGCUUGGUACAUCAUCUUUUUUUC